Molecule: messenger RNA, 1359 nt
Organism: Trachymyrmex cornetzi
Lineage: Eukaryota; Metazoa; Arthropoda; Insecta; Hymenoptera; Formicidae
Exons: 1
Coding region: 1-1359 (452 amino acids)
Biological process (GO): DNA integration
Molecular function (GO): nucleic acid binding
Source: RefSeq, a predicted model, not a curated record
AUGUUUUGGUUCCGCUACGCGCAAAAAUUCGCAUUUGCGCCGGAAAUUAGAGCCUUAAGCACUAAUUCGCCUCUUUCGCGAUCCAGCCCCCUAAGGGCUUUGCAUCCGUUCGUAGAUGAGAACGCCUUACUCCGUCUUGGCGGGCGGUUGCAGAACGCCGCUCUCAGCUACGACGAGCAGCACCUGAUAAUACUUCCCAGGGAUCGAGUCGCCGAGCUGCUGAUUCAGCGCGCGCACAAAGCCACUCUGCACGGUGGAACGCAGCUGGUCAUCCGCACGCUUCGACAGCGGCACUGCAUAAUCAGGUGUCGUAAGGCAGUUAAAUCCCACAUUCGCGCGUGCGUUACGUGCACGCGUUACUCCGCGCUACCUUGCUCGCAACUCAUGGGAAACCUUCCCGCUUCUCGGGUCAACCCGUCGCCGCCGUUCGACCACACCGGAGUGGACUACGCCGGUCCGUUUAAUGUUCUUCCGCUGGUCGGACGCGGACAAAAAACAAGAAAAAACUACGUCGCUUUAUUCAUCUGCCUCGCCACGAGGGCCGUGCACCUCGAGCUGGUCGAGGACUAUUCCGCGGACGGUUUUCUGGCCGCAUUCCGUCGGUUCUCGUGCCGUCGCAGGUUACCGCGUUGGAUGUACAGCGAUGACGGUACCAAUUUCCACGGUGCCGACCGCGAACUGCAACGACAGUUUCACGCUUUGAAGGAUCACCCCGAAAUACGAGAUGUUCUCGCCGCCGAUGGCGUGGAAUGGGAGUUCGUCCCGUCGGCCGCUCCGCAUUUUGGCGGUCUGUGGGAAGCCGGAGUGAAGAGCUUCAAAGCUCACUUAAAGCGAGUCGUCGGGGCUCGCACGAUUUCUCGGGCGGGAUUCGCGACGCUUCUGUGUCAGAUAGAAGCCUGCUUGAACUCGCGUCCGAUUGCUGCUCUCAGCGACGAUCCCAGCGACAUGUCCGCGCUCACGCCCGGACACUUCUUGAUAGGGCGUCCAAUGAUCGCGGUUUCGGAGGAAUCCGUGUUCAAGAUCAACCCGGACCGCCUUUCCUGCUGGCAGCUAGUGAGCUCCAUGCGGGAGCAAUUCUGGCGUGCCUGGUCGCACGAUUAUUUGUUAUCGCUUCAGACGAGAACCAAGUGGCGAGACGCCGCACCAAAUUUAGAAGUCGGUGAUCUCGUCAUUGUAAAAAACCCUUUGCUCCCUCCGAGCAAAUGGGAACUCGCGAGAAUCCAGCAAGUUCAUCCCGGGUCCGACGGACUCGUCCGGGUGGUUACGAUACGCACUGCGCGUUCUCUACUGAAGCGACCUAUAACGCAACUGUACAAGUUGCCCGUAAGUUGUAAAACGUCGGCGUCAGAAAGCGACUGA